This is a messenger RNA of Rhipicephalus sanguineus (brown dog tick), 908 nucleotides long. RefSeq lists its product as uncharacterized. Gene Ontology annotation, biological process: translational elongation. Lineage: Eukaryota; Metazoa; Arthropoda; Arachnida; Ixodida; Ixodidae. The coding region runs from base 222 to 908 and encodes 228 amino acids. The record is from RefSeq and is a predicted model, not a curated record. Gene Ontology annotation, molecular function: translation elongation factor activity. The transcript has 4 exons.
ACACCAUGAUGCAAUGCAUGCCAGCAGCUGAUGUCAACAUGGCGUAAGGUGCCCUGCUCUUGCGAUUGCAUUGGGUCGUUUGGAUGCCUGUACAACUCUUGCCGAUUGUCAGCGAGCGCACCAAGUUGAUGCGAUUACGCAGCCGACCAUACCAGCGUUUCCAUACGGUCCUCAUGAGAAUGUCUGAGUAAAGGACCUUUGGUGACACCAGCUAUCCUGCAAUGGAGUCUCUGUUUGGGCCUGAUUCAGAGGAGCUGUGGCUGCCCCCAGAGGCAGCCGAAGGAAAUGUUGAGUACAAACUGAAGUUGGUCAACCCAUCACAGAGCCGCCUGGAGCACCUUGUCACCCAGAUGAAGUGGAGGCUACGCGAAGGCCAAGGUGAGGCCAUCUACGAGAUUGGCGUGGAGGACGGAGGCCUGCUGGUGGGACUGAGUGCAGCCGAUAUGGCCGCCUCCUUGGCCACUCUGCAGUGCAUGGCCACCAAACUGGGUGCCUCACUGACUGUGCUGCGUGAGCGCUCCAUAGGCAAUGCUCGCAAGGCAGCUGAGGUGCUGGUGCGCAAGGUUCCGGAGACCAGCAGAGCAUCGAGAUUCGGGUGGCUUGCUGGGCAGUGUGGAUGUCGGCAAGAGCACUGUCCUGGGUGUGCUCACACAGGGAGAACUGGGACAAUGGCCGUGGUAGUGCACGGCUCAACUAUUCAGGUGAGGGCUAAGUCACCAUCCGAUUCCUUGUUGUCCGACUGGGAGCACACCUCAUUGGCAUGGGGAGUGCCUCUCGCUUCUGGCUACCCGGGCAUUGCCAAGGGGUCUGGUUCAGGUUUCUUCACUCACUGCGUGGCCCUCUUCCUUUGGCUGCUUGGUUCUGGAGACUCACCAGGUCUUGCAGCACUUGGGAAGUUGUCUGGCUAA